Molecule: messenger RNA, 1362 nt
Organism: Capsicum annuum
Lineage: Eukaryota; Viridiplantae; Streptophyta; Magnoliopsida; Solanales; Solanaceae
Product: ACT domain-containing protein DS12, chloroplastic
Exons: 10
Coding region: 314-1165 (283 amino acids)
Cellular component (GO): chloroplast thylakoid membrane; chloroplast stroma
Source: RefSeq, a predicted model, not a curated record
UUUUUUUUCCCACUUUAAGAAUAAAAUAAUUAGUCUCAAAAUUAAUGUUGGUUAACUUGUUUCCAACCAAACGAGCCCUUAGUAUCACAAAGACAAUAAUAGGUGGUUUCCCAUUAAAAUGGCGGAUAUUUCUAGAAUAAUCAACUUGAUUCCUUUUUCUCUUUAAACCAGAUGGAUUAUCUUUUUCUGUUACCCAUAGUUUUAUUUUCUUAAAUGAAUUUCAAGAAUAGGAAUAAAGUUUCUACUUUUUAGUACAUAGUUUAUUGUCUUCCUUAAAAAAUCUCUCUUCUUUCUUGAUAUUAUUGAAACUGAAAUGGCUGUGGCUAUGGUUUCUUGUGGGAUAUCCACUAGUUUAAAACUUAUAGAGAAGCAGCCCAUUUCAACUCCAGGUUUCUUUAAUGGAUCUUUAGCUUUGAAUCCUGUUCAGAGAUUGCACAUUACAUCCAAGAGAUUAGCUUUAGCUGGGAAUGGAAUUAUUCCAAAAGCAUCUGCAGCUACAGCUGUGGAGGAUGGAAGUUCACAGGAGACUGCAGUUCCAAUGCCCAAAGUUGUAAUCGAUUUGGAUUCAGAUCCAGAAGCAACGGUUGUAGAGGUUACAUUUGGGGAUCGCCUUGGUGCACUUCUCGACACAAUGAAUGCACUGAAAAACCUCGGGCUGAAUGUUGUUAAGGCUAAUGUCUGUCUUGAUUCAUCUGGGAAGCAUAACACAUUUGCCAUCACAAAAGCUUCUACGGGUAGGAAGGUCGAUGAUCCAGAGCUGCUUGAAGCAAUUCGUUUGACGAUCAUCAACAAUAUGAUGGAAUAUCACCCGGAAUCUAGCUCCAGAUUAGCUAUGGGGGAAGCUUUUGGUGUUUUUCAACCAUAUCAGAAGAUUGACGUGGACAUAGCGACCCAUAUCCAUGUAUAUGACGAUGGUCCUGAAAGAAGCUUACUCUGUGUCGAGACAGCAGACAGACCUGGAUUGAUAGUUGAUCUUGUCAAGAUCAUUACUGACAUAAACGUUGAUGUUGAAUCUGGAGAGUUCGAUACUGAGGGAUUGCUCGCUAAGGCAAAAUUUCAUGUCAGCUACAAGGGCAAGGCUUUGAUCAAACCCCUUCAACAGGUUCUUGCAAAUAGCCUGCGUUAUUUCUUGAGGAGACCAACAACAGAGGAUGCAAGUUUUUAAUAAGUGAGAAAUCAAUCAACAGGGUUAACCAAGUACUUUCAAUUAUUAAGACUGAAGCUAGCUGUUUUUGCAGCACGGAUACAUUAACAGAAAAAGAUAUGCAUGAAACUCGGAAUCAUAGCUUCAAUACUCUGUUGUAACAUUGUAGAUUGCUACCAUUUAUACAUUAAUGAUAUACAUUUUCAGAACAGGAAAAA